Molecule: messenger RNA, 1991 nt
Organism: Panonychus citri (citrus red mite)
Lineage: Eukaryota; Metazoa; Arthropoda; Arachnida; Trombidiformes; Tetranychidae
Exons: 3
Coding region: 399-1523 (374 amino acids)
Source: RefSeq, a predicted model, not a curated record
GUAACAUGAUGAUAUUAGUUGGAUUAACUCAACAAUUUAUAAUCUCAAUCAACAAUUACAUUGGUUAUACCAUAAACUGUUACAUUGUCUGAUUAGAAAUAAACUCAAAUCGUUGUGGUUCUUGGAAAUUAUUGAUUAGAUGCCCAACAAUGGAUCCAUUGUAACUUCUAGUGACUUUUUUUAUGGUAUUUCCUAGUUACUUAUGCGACUAUAGCAACGAUCAAAACAAAGUGAUUAACUGAAGUUUCGAGAUUAACUUCGGAAAUGGAUUAACCUUGAACUCUAUCAACCUUGACUUUUACCAUUGAUGAAACAAUUCAAGUGGGAAAAAAAACAAUUCUAAACUAAAGCUAAACUUUUUUGUGAAUAAAUAAUCAACUGAAUUUGUCUAAGUCACCAUGUUAGUUAAGUCAAAUUUGAUUGUUGAUUUACUUUUUCAUUUGAUUUUCUGUCCAAUGGUUUAUGGUCCGUCUUCAUUGUUUGCAUCGAAUGUUCAACCAUUAGGAACAUCAGAUUCAUUUCUAAACGAUUAUUACCUGGAUUCUGGAGGUGAUUCAAGUGCUAACGGUGCUCGUGAUUCUUAUGGUAACCAAUUGUCCCAAGGAUAUCAAGGUUCGGGCUAUCAGGCAGCCGAUUCAUCUGGAGGACGUUAUUCAUCUGGUAAAAAGGGACAACAAUCACAUUUAUCAUCUUCCAACCACAAACAAUCUGAUGGAUCGUUGAAACACAGUGAAGGUUCAAUCGAAGCGGAAAAAGAUCGUGUUGUUAAACACCAAUGGGAUCGAGGUGGUGGAUAUGUUAAAGAAUGGAAUUGGGAUAAAGGUGUUCACUAUGAGAAAGAAUCUGGUUCAGUGUCUGCUUCCGAUUUAAAGCACAAAGAAUCAGAGAAAUCUCGUCAAUCGGGUGAAAGGUCAAAAGGAUCAGCUGGAUGGCAAGAACAUAAAAACAAAGAUCAUGAAAGACAGAAAUCAUCAAACGGCUGGGGAAAAGAGGGUUAUCGUAACGAGGGCGCUAAUAAAUACGCUGAUCGAUAUGGUUCCGAUACUCAGGGUGGUUAUAAUAAAAUCGGUUCCAUCUCAGAUGAACCAUGGACACUGAAAGGUGAAUAUAUGCCUCUUAAAGCUGCUGCUUCGGGUCAACCCUAUGGAUACGCUAAGGAACCUCCUGGUAUUGUUAGGAUACCAAGUCGACCUCACGGUUAUCAACAUCAUCGUAGUAACAAAGGUUGGCCUGAGAAAUCAUAUCGAAGGGACAAAAAUGAUUACAACAACAGUUUACGAGAAUUAAUUGAAAAGAAGUACAUGCCGAUUUAUCGUAAAUACAGUAUGGCUGCGAAAAGAGAACGGGAAAGGUCUAAAGAUCGUUCCAAUAAGAAAAGUAAAGACGAUGUACCUUAUUACAAUGAUUUACGAUUAGCUCUUUCGAAAGAGUUUCUCAAACCUCAAGGUCGCUGGAAAUUAGGUCAUCUCUUUGGUAAUGGAUUAGAUUCAUUCUCACCUUCAUCUCGUUUCGUUUGGCAUUGAUACAGAUUCCAACCAAUUUCUUUAAUCAUGUGUAAAAAUAGAAAUUUUGAUCAAAAAAUCAACUCCAAUUGAACCUUUGAGAAACACAGAUAAUUGUAGUUAAUCAAAAAAAAACUCAUCAUAAAAAUUAACGAAAUCUUGAACUUAAUCAACUCCAUUAAUCUCAUCAGUUGAUAUCAUGUUAAUAUCUCCAUAAAACUUAAUUUUUUAACUUCUCAACUUUGUAAAUCAAUGAUUGAUAAAUUGUAUCAAUUCAAUUCAAUAAUUAAGAUGUUGUCAAAACAUGGAUUGAAUUUGUUUCUCAAAAAAUUUAAAACAAUCAAUAAAUAAACACGACAAUAAAUAAGAACCUUAUCCAGCCCCAUUUCCAUUAUCAUAGUUAAUUGUGUAGAAAAUUCAUCUCCCAAAAAAAAUCAGUUAAUCAUCUGAUAUUAGAAUAAUAAUUUCUGGUUAAUCAGUAAAAAAAAU